AUGAUUGGAAUCGAACCGUUCGUACAGUACUUCUUGAAACCUGCCGGAUUUCAGAUGUUUGCCCUUCGGCUGUAUCAGAGAGCUAUGGCUAGGCGUCCGAUGUUAACGCAAGCCAUAUCUGCAGGGGCAUUAGCUGGAUUGGGUGAUGGCUUUAGUCAGGUGUUUGUUGAAGGCCGACGGAAGCGAGAUUAUGACCCUAUACGUACGGCAAGCCUUCGGUUAUUGGAAGGUCGUCGCCUUGAUGGAGCGAUUGGUGCGGCUCGUGAAAAAUUUUGGCCUAUACUUAUGACCAACUACAAGGUAUGGCCAUUUGUACAACUCGUCAACUUCUACUUUAUUCCACUUUAUUAUCAGCUCAUCUUUGUGCAAGCUGUUGGUAUAUUUUGGAACGCUUAUCUGUCCUUCAUGACACAAGCUACACCAGCGCUGCAAAGCUUCUAA
This is a messenger RNA of Enterobius vermicularis (human pinworm), 441 nucleotides long. The record is from the annotation of a GenBank genome assembly. NCBI's taxonomy places the organism in Eukaryota, Metazoa, Nematoda, Chromadorea, Rhabditida, Oxyuridae.